Messenger RNA from Juglans regia (Persian walnut), 1748 nucleotides. Its product is annotated as BAHD acyltransferase At5g47980-like. The record is from RefSeq and is a predicted model, not a curated record. The transcript has a single exon. Bases 15 to 1337 code for a protein of 440 amino acids. NCBI's taxonomy places the organism in Eukaryota, Viridiplantae, Streptophyta, Magnoliopsida, Fagales, Juglandaceae.
AUAGCUAGCUAGCCAUGCAGGAGAUCAAAGUUGAGAUGAUCAGUAGAGAGGUAAUAAAACCUUCCUGUCCAACUCCCCAUCAUCUUAGAUGCUUUGAUCUCUCCCUUUUAGAUCAGCUACAACCCGAAAAUUAUAUAUCAGUGGUGAUAUUCUACUCAAACAACCCUUGUGAUCUUCCCCAUUUCAAGGCCGUUGAUAUAUCCCAUAGGCUAAAGACAUCAUUGUCUGAAACCCUGCGUCGUUUCUAUCCACUUGCUGGGAGAGUAAAAAAUAAUGUCUCAAUUGAGUGCAACGAUGCUGGCGUUGAUUAUUUGGAAGCACGAGUCAAUUGCCAUCUCUCAGACAUUCUUGAACAACGUCCCGAACAGAAAAUGUUGUACCACUUUCUUCCGAAAGUGACUGAACCCAUGGAUCAACCAAGCUUGGAACCUUUGGUUCUAGUUCAAGCUAGCUUCUUUGAAUGUGGCGGAUUGGCCAUUGGUGUGUGUGUUUCCCACAAGGUAGCCGAUGCAGCCACGACUAGCAUGUUCACUAAUAGUUGGGCUAGCGCGGCUCUUGCCGCGUCUGGUGAAGCAGUGCUGCCUCCGGAAUUCAGUGCCGCAUCUCGCAUACCUCCGAGACAUAAGUUGCCGCCACUAGCCAUGAGCUUGGCGAACGAGACGACUGUUUCAAGGAGGUACGUGUUUGAUGCACCAAAGAUUGAUGCUCUCAAGACAAAAGCCGCCAGCGCCAACGUUCUACAGCCCACACGCGUUGAAGCAGUCUCAUCUCUUAUUUGGAAAUGUGCAAUAACCGUCUCAAGAUCAAAACGCAAGUUUCUUUUGCCAUCUAGACUGACCCAAGUGGUGAACAUCCGCGAAAGGCUUACUCCGCCCUUUCCUAAAAAUACUUUUGGAAAUCUCGUGUGGUUUUAUUCGCGAGAGACAACAGACAAUGAGAUACAGUUGCAUCGGUUGGUUACUGAGUUAAGGAAAGGAAAAGAAGCUUUUAGUGAAGAUUAUGCAUCAAAGUUAUCUGGGGACGAGACUUUCUCUGUGGAUAGUCAAGAUAUCAAACAUCUUAGUAGUCUUUUCGCCUCAGAGGGUAAUACAGACCACAUUCUCAUUUCCAGCUGGUGCAGAUAUCCACUAUAUGAGGCUGACUUUGGUUUGGGGAAGCCAACAUGGGUGACUAUGGGUAAUAAUCUGAUGUUCAAGAAUUCCAUAUUUCUGAUGGAUACGAGAGAUGGCAGCGGAAUAGAAGCUUGGAUUACUCUUAGUGAAGAAGACAUGGCAUUAUUUGAACAAGAUAAAGAUCUGCUUGGAUUUGCAUCUUCCAACCCAACUGUCCACGAUUAAAUCAGAAUUUUAGUGUAUAUGUUACCUGGCUAGAGAUGGAUGAUCAAGAGAUGCAAGAAGUUUUUAGUAGGAGUCCCAGUACUUAAGUACUACUAGUCUAGAUAAAUAAGGAGAAUCAGCAUUUUAUCGUGAUCAAAUAUUGGUUGCUGAUUGUUGCGGAGGAUUGAUAUGGAAGGUGCACAGCUAAUAAGGAAGGAGCUUCCAGCGCGUUUAUGGCUAUAGAAUAAAUAAUUUGUUUAGGCAAUAUUGCCCUGUUUCGGAAAUAUGUCAAUCCGCAUUUAAUUUUCGUAUGCCCUGUUUCGGAAGUGUAUCGUUCAACAUUUAAAUUUUGUAGGAUGCUAACUUCAAUAUUUUUGGAUAGCCAUUGGCUAUAAAAUUGUAAGAAAGGUCUAUCAAUAAAGCAUCCAGAAG